Molecule: messenger RNA, 2448 nt
Organism: Molossus molossus (Pallas's mastiff bat)
Lineage: Eukaryota; Metazoa; Chordata; Mammalia; Chiroptera; Molossidae
Gene: SRP68
Product: signal recognition particle 68
Exons: 16
Coding region: 21-1901 (626 amino acids)
Biological process (GO): SRP-dependent cotranslational protein targeting to membrane
Cellular component (GO): signal recognition particle, endoplasmic reticulum targeting
Molecular function (GO): 7S RNA binding; endoplasmic reticulum signal sequence receptor activity; signal recognition particle binding
Source: RefSeq, a predicted model, not a curated record
CUCUGCGGCGCUGGGGCAAGAUGGCUGCUGAGAAACAGGUUCCUGGCGGCGGGGGCAGCGGCGGCGGCGGCGGCAGCGGCGGCGGAGGCAGCGGCGGUGGCGGCAGUGGGCGCGGUGCCGGAGGAGAAGAAAAUAAGGAGAACGAACGACCUUCUGCCGGAUCGAAGGCAAACAAAGAAUUCGGGGACAGCCUGAGUUUGGAGAUUCUUCAGAUUAUUAAGGAAUCCCAGCAGCAGCAUGGCUUACGGCAUGGAGAUUUUCAGAGGUACAGAGGCUACUGUUCCCGUAGACAGAGACGUCUCCGGAAAACACUUAACUUCAAGAUGGGGAACAGACACAAAUUCACAGGGAAAAAAGUAACUGAAGAUCUUCUCACUGAUAAUAGAUAUUUGCUUCUGGUUCUGAUGGAUGCUGAAAGAGCCUGGAGCUAUGCCAUGCAGCUCAAACAGGAAGCCAACACUGAACCCCGAAAACGGUUCCACUUACUGUCUCGCCUACGCAAAGCUGUGAAACAUGCAGAGGAAUUGGAGCGCUUGUGUGAGAGCAAUCGCGUGGAUGCCAAGACCAAGUUAGAGGCUCAGGCUUACACGGCGUACCUCUCAGGAAUGCUGCGGUUUGAACAUCAGGAAUGGAAAGCUGCCAUUGAGGCUUUUAACAAAUGCAAAACUAUCUACGAGAAGCUCGCCAGUGCUUUCACAGAGGAGCAGGCCGUGCUGUACAACCAGCGUGUGGAAGAGAUCUCGCCCAACAUCCGCUACUGUGCAUACAACAUUGGGGACCAGUCAGCUAUCAAUGAGCUCAUGCAGAUGAGACUGAGGUCUGGGGGCACCGAGGGUCUCCUGGCUGAAAAAUUGGAGGCAUUGAUCACUCAGACUCGAGCCAAACAGGCAGCUACCAUGAGUGAAGUGGAAUGGAGAGGGAGAACAGUCCCAGUCAAGAUCGACAAAGUGAGGAUCUUUUUAUUGGGACUGGCUGAUAAUGAGGCAGCUAUUGCUCAGGCUGAAAGUGAAGAAACCAAGGAGCGUUUGUUUGAAUCCAUGCUCAGCGAGUGUCGGGACGCCAUCCAGGCCGUUCGGGAAGAGCUCAAGCCGGAUCAGAAACAGAGAGAUUAUACCCUUGAUGGGGAGUUGGGGAAGGUAUCUAAUCUUCAAUACCUGCACAGCUACCUGACUUACAUCAAGUUGUCGACAGCAAUCAAGCGUAACGAGAACAUGGCUAAAGGUCUGCAGAAGGCCCUGCUGCAGCCUCAGCCAGAAGAUGACAGCAAGCGCUCCCCCAGGCCACAGGACCUGAUCCGGCUCUACGACAUCAUUCUGCAGAACCUGGUGGAGCUGCUCCAGCUCCCUGGCUUGGAGGAGGACAAGGCCUUCCAGAAAGAGAUAGGCAUCAGGACUCUGGUGUACAAGGCUUACAGGUGUUUUUUUAUUGCUCAGUCCUAUGUGUUGGUGAAGAAGUGGAGCGAAGCCCUUGUCCUGUAUGACAGGGUCCUGAAAUAUGCCAAUGAAGUGAAUUCUGAUGCCGGGGCCUUCAGGAGCAGCCUGAAGGACCUGCCCGACGUGCAGGAGCUCAUCGCACAAGUGCGGUCAGAGAAGUGCUCGCUGCAGGCGGCGGCCAUCCUGGAUGCAAGUGACUCCUACCAAACAGAGACCGCCUCCCAGGUCAAGGACAGUAAGCCUCUGGUGGAACGGUUUGAGACAUUCUGCCUGGACCCUUCCCUCGUCACCAAGCAAGCCAGCCUCGUGCACUUCCCGCCAGGAUUCCAGCCCGUCCCCUGCAAGCCUUUGUUCUUCGACCUGGCCCUCAACCACGUGGCUUUCCCACCCCUGGAGGACAAGUUGGAGCAGAAGACGAAGAGCGGCCUCACUGGCUACAUCAAGGGAAUCUUUGGGUUCAGGAGCUAACCAGGCUCUUCUGGGGGCAGAGGAGAUUCUGACUCGAUCUGUAUUGUGAGAAAACCCCAGCCAAUUCCAUGAUAUUAAAUCCAGGUCCGCAUUGGCCCAGGGCGGGAGUUAACACCCUCACUCAGCCCGUGUCCCUGUGUCUUGUGUGUGCACCCACAUCCUUAAGCAGUGCUGGAAGCGCAUCCCGCCAUCUCCUGGGACCUGUGUGCGGGUCCCUCUGUCUGCUGCUCCUGGGGAGGGCACCGCCAUCUGCCCUGUGCGAGCUGUGGUUGGUUCCUGUCGGUCAGUGAUGUGCUUGGGAGGGAGGUUCACACCAGGCACGGAGGGCGGUUCGGAGCGCCCAGUCCCGCUGCUUCAGUCCCUUGGAUUUGAAACGGACUCCUUGCUGCGAGGACGCGUUGGCCACGUCGCCCCCGAGUUACAGUCAGCGUGCGCCCCCAUCCACAUCCAAGUGAGAGUUAAGUUUCACAACAAGCAGAGCUCUAUUUUUGGAAGAAAUGUGUUACACUCAAAUGAUGAAAACAAAUCUUAUAUUAAAAGGCAAAGA